Prunus dulcis (almond) is the source of this 621-nucleotide messenger RNA. RefSeq names its product basic blue protein-like. NCBI's taxonomy places the organism in Eukaryota, Viridiplantae, Streptophyta, Magnoliopsida, Rosales, Rosaceae. The coding region runs from base 112 to 507 and encodes 131 amino acids. Gene Ontology annotation, molecular function: electron transfer activity. Gene Ontology annotation, cellular component: plasma membrane. The transcript is spliced from 2 exons. The record is from RefSeq and is a predicted model, not a curated record.
CCCAAUAAUCUUUUUUCUUAUGAAGAUAAUUCAUGUAUUUUUGUGCUCUAUAAAUCCAACCCUUUGAAAUGGGUUGGUAAUUGAUAAAAUUGUAGCACUUUUGGUUCAAAGAUGUCUGGGACAAGAGUUAAAGCACAGAGCAGAGCUUUGGUCAUCAUAUUUGGCCUUCUCUGCUUGCUUUUGCAAAGUGAAGAAUCCCACCAUGGAACUGAAUAUGUAGUGGGAGAUGACAAGGGCUGGGACCUGUAUCCGGAGGUAUCCAAUUGGGGGAAAGACAAGCACUUCAAGGCUGGAGAUGUCUUGGUUUUCAAGUAUAGCAACCCAUUAUUUAGCGUGGCGGCUGUGGAUGCAAAAGGGUACCAAAGUUGUAGUGCAAAAGGCCAUCUUAAGAAGUUAUACAACUCUGGGGACGAUCAUGUGGUGUUGAAGAAGGGUCAAAACUACUUUAUUUGUAAUGUUAUAGAUUACUGUGGAUAUGGAAUGAGAAUUGCUGUUCAUGCAGAGUGAUUCAUCUAGCUAUAUAUAUGCUUGUUGUUACAGUAGUUUGUCUUUGCAAUAAAGAGUUUCUAGGAAGGAAAUGUUGCAAUAUUAAUCUUUUGUAUGUUAUUUUUCUGAAUUUAA